AUGCUAAGUGUUAAUGUUAUUCUUUUUUCUGCAACAUUCAUAUUUAUAUUUGGUAUAAAAUUCUGUAAUGCAACAGUGUCGUGUGCAACUUGUCAAUCGAUUUCUUUUAAUCUAACGACUGAUACAGAUUUAAAUACUGAUGGAUGCACAUUGGAAGAAAAAGAAGUGUGUUCACUUAUAUUACGUGUUGAUUAUACAAAUAGCAACAAUAGUUUUGCCCUUAUCGAUGGUUCUCAAGAAGAAGUAUUAAUUUUGACGAAUGGUGAUCCUCAAGUCAGUGAAGAAACAUUCAUUUGGUUUAAUCAACUACGUGUUCAACGUAUGGCAAAUAUAUUAUGUUUUGCUGGAACCAGUUGCGGAUUAGAUCUUAUCAAACAAAUAUAUCGAGAUCAAUUUCGUUCUUUUGACUACAGAACAAUUCAAAAUAAAUUAGUUAAUCUAUUAUAUUCAUCAACUCCAAGUUCAGACUUAACAUGUGCAGAUUCAACAGGUUCAGCUAUUCCAUGUAAAGAUGGAUUUUGUCGAUUAAUUUCAGCUGGAAAUAAAGCAAUGCAAUAUUCAACUUGUGUGAAGAAAGGAGCAUUGCCUAACCCAUAUGGUAUAACAGUAAUCAAAUCAACUCUGACCGAUAUAUUUGGAGAACAAAUUUCUAUUAUUUUUACAUGUAACAAACCAAUGUGCAAUUCAGCAGAAAAUGCAGAAGAAGUUUAUCAACUAUUAGCUUCAGCCAACAUUAUUCCAGGAGCUACUACAACAACACAAACAGCUUCAACAACAACACAAACAGCUUCAACAACAACACAAACAGCUCCAACAACAACACAAACAGCUCCAACAACAACACAAACAGCUCCAACAACAUCAACAGUAGCAACAACAACACGAAAUGCUAGCAUUAAAAUACUAAAUAAUAAACAAAUAUUAUUAAUUUCUUUUUUAUUUUUAUAUGCUAUGUUUAAAUUUUGA
Molecule: messenger RNA, 966 nt
Organism: Rotaria sp. Silwood2
Lineage: Eukaryota; Metazoa; Rotifera; Eurotatoria; Philodinida; Philodinidae
Source: the annotation of a GenBank genome assembly